AUGCCCCCCCGGCCAGAAAUGCACGAAAAUCACGCAAGCCGCCCCGAAAACGUGACCGACGCCGAUCCAGGCGUGGCUGCCAAUGAACAAAACGUCCGCUGCCAUGUCGUGGCCAUGGCCCCCAAGUUUAUGGACCAUCCGCGAAGAAAUGGCGGCGCCCGGCUGCUCCAAACGCCAAAAAUGCCCCCCGGCCCAAAACAGCUGUAA
Messenger RNA from Aphanomyces astaci, 207 nucleotides. RefSeq lists its product as hypothetical. Bases 1 to 207 code for a protein of 68 amino acids. The record is from RefSeq and is a predicted model, not a curated record. Lineage: Eukaryota; Oomycota; Saprolegniomycetes; Saprolegniales; Verrucalvaceae. The transcript has a single exon.